GAUCGCGGCACCGCUCCCCGCCCACCCCCCCCGUUCCCUCGUCCCGCCAUGGCGCCCAAGGGCGGCCCGGGCGGGCGGCAGCAGUCGGAGGAGGAUUUGCUCCUGCAGGACUUCAGCCGCAACCUCUCCGCCAAGUCCUCCGCGCUCUUCUUCGGCAACGCCUUCAUCGUCUCGGCCAUCCCCAUCUGGCUUUAUUGGAGGAUAUGGCAUAUGGAUCUUGUUCAGUCCGCAGUCCUGUAUAGUGUCAUGACCCUCAUCAGUACCUAUCUGGUAGCUUUUGCAUACAAGAAUGUCAAGUUUGUUCUCAAACACAAAGUAGCACAGAAGAGAGAAGACGCUGUUUCCAAAGAAGUUACUCGCAAGCUGUCUGAGGCAGACAAUAGGAAGAUGUCUCGUAAGGAGAAGGAUGAAAGAAUUCUGUGGAAGAAAAAUGAAGUUGCAGAUUAUGAAGCGACAACUUUUUCCAUCUUCUACAACAAUACUCUCUUUCUGGUCUUGGUCAUCAUUGCUUCAUUUUUUGUGCUGAAGAACUUCAACCCCACUGUAAACUAUAUUCUUUCUAUAAGCGCUUCAUCUGGACUGAUUGCUCUGCUAUCUACAGGAUCCAAGUAGACAGUUUACUUCUGUGAGAUGGUUGAACUGCCAUACAAAAGUUUAAGGGUGGGAUAGAAAUACUGCUGGUUUGGUUUGUUGUUUUUUUUUAAUAGUGUAACCUCUUGAGGGUAUGGGGGGAGGGUUUGAAUCCAAAACAAUUGAAUUAUAUUUACAUUUGGUAUCUUUACAUGGUAUUAUUCAAUAACUGAAUUAAUCAAUUUUUUUUACUUAGCAAUGAAAGGAAAUGGUGUGUGAGCAGUUACCAAAUGUAACCUUUCUGAGGUACUUCAUAGGUGCGAUGGUACCACAGACGGUGAGACAAAUACACCGUAAGAGGCUGCUACACAGCAGCACGAGCAGCUGUACUUACACCUGUAACGGAAUUCCCCUCUCAGUGUGGUGACUGAGCCAAACUCACUGAUCAUAAAAAGUGGCAAUCCACCAUUUAUCAUUGUAACUUGAAAAGUUUUAAUAAAAAGGAGGUGCUUUUUUGUCAUUUAA
This is a messenger RNA of Tyto alba (common barn owl), 1095 nucleotides long. It is a transcript of the gene SSR3, whose product is annotated as signal sequence receptor subunit 3. NCBI's taxonomy places the organism in Eukaryota, Metazoa, Chordata, Aves, Strigiformes, Tytonidae. Bases 49 to 612 code for a protein of 187 amino acids. Gene Ontology annotation, biological process: SRP-dependent cotranslational protein targeting to membrane. Gene Ontology annotation, cellular component: endoplasmic reticulum; membrane. The record is from RefSeq and is a predicted model, not a curated record. The transcript has 5 exons.